This is a messenger RNA of Acanthisitta chloris (rifleman), 1866 nucleotides long. RefSeq names its product ADAM metallopeptidase with thrombospondin type 1 motif, 8 (gene ADAMTS8). Gene Ontology annotation, molecular function: metalloendopeptidase activity; zinc ion binding. Gene Ontology annotation, biological process: extracellular matrix organization; proteolysis. The record is from RefSeq and is a predicted model, not a curated record. Lineage: Eukaryota; Metazoa; Chordata; Aves; Passeriformes; Acanthisittidae. The transcript has 8 exons. The annotation marks the transcript as partial.
GACUUCUGUGGCCACCAAAGCUGUGACACGCUGGGAGUGGCAGAUAUUGGCACCAUGUGCGACCGCAACAAGAGCUGCUCGGUGAUCGAGGACGAGGGUCUGCAGGCAGCCUACACCUUGGCUCAUGAACUGGGCCAUGUGCUCAGCAUGCCCCACGACGACUCCAAGACCUGUGAGCGACUCUUUGGACCCCUGGGCCAGCACCAUAUGAUGGCUGCUCUCUUCAUCCACUUGAACAAGACCCAACCCUGGUCCCCUUGCAGUGCCAUGUACCUCACUGAGUUCUUGGAUGGAGGGCACGGUGACUGCCUGCUCGAUGCCCCGGCCGACCCCCUGUCCCUGCCAGCUGAGCUGCCUGGCCAAGGAGCCCUGUACAGCCUGGACCAGCAGUGCCAGCAGAUCUUUGGGAAGGACUUCCAGCACUGCCCCAACACCACGGAGGAGGACAUCUGUGCCCAGCUGUGGUGCAGGACUGGCAGUGGGGAGCCUCUGUGCCACACCAAGAACGGCAGCUUGCCGUGGGCUGAUGGGACACCCUGCAAAGCUGAUGGGCUGUGCUGGGAUGGGCACUGCGUGCCACAGGAUGCCCUGAAACCCCAGGCAGCAGUGGAUGGUGGCUGGGGCCCGUGGAGCCCCUGGGGGUCCUGCUCGCGGAGCUGCGGCGGCGGAGUGCAGUUCUCCCCCCGCCACUGCGACAGCCCCAGGCCCCAGCACGGCGGCAGGUACUGCGAGGGGCAGAGAACCAAGUACCAGUCCUGCCACACCGAGGAGUGCCCCCCAGAUGGGAAGAGCUUUCGGGAGCAGCAGUGUGAGAAGUACAACAGCUACAACUUCACAGAUCUGGAAGGGAACCGCCUGGAGUGGGUUCCCAAGUACGCAGGAGUGUCGCCCCGAGAUCGCUGCAAGCUCUUCUGCCGAGCCCGAGGGAGGAGUGAAUUCAAAGUCUUUGAGGCCAAAGUGAUUGAUGGGACGCUGUGUGGCCCAGAGACCCUCUCCAUCUGUGUCCACGGGCAGUGCAUCAAGGCUGGCUGUGAUCACGUCGUUGGGUCCUCCAAGAAGCUGGACAAGUGUGGGGUGUGUGGUGGGAAUGGCUCCACUUGCAGGAAAAUAACUGGCUCACUCAACAGAUCCAAACAUGGGCAUGGAGAUAUGGCUACAAUGACUGCCGGAGCGACCAACAUCGACAUCAAGCAGCGCAGCCACCGAGGGGUUCGGCACGACGGGAACUACCUGGCCCUGAGGACCCUCGAGGGCAAGUACCUGCUGAAUGGAGACUUUGCCAUCUCAGCCAUGGAGCAGGACAUCCUCAUUAAGGGAACCAUCCUGAAGUACAGUGGCUCCAUGACAACCCUGGAGAGGCUGCAGAGCUUCCGGCAGCUCCCGGAGCCCCUGACCGUGCAGCUGUUGACCAUCGCCAGCGAGGUCUUCCCACCAAAAGUCAAGUACACCUUCUUCAUCCCCAAGGAUGUCCCUUUCAGCAAGCAGAAAGGCAAAGAGAAGAAGUCAGCCAAUGUCAUCCGCCCCAUGCUGACCUCCCACUGGGUCCUGGGCGACUGGUCCGAGUGCUCCAAGACGUGCGGCUCCGGCUGGCAGAGACGGACGGUGGAGUGCCGGGACGUGGAGGGUCAAACCUCCUCUGCCUGCGACAAAGCCCUCAAGCCUGAGGACAUCAAGCCUUGUGGAGAUGUCCCCUGCCCUCUCUGGCGCCUGGGCCCGUGGUCCCCCUGCUCCCAAACGUGCGGCGAGGGCGUGCGGACGCGCAACGCCUCCUGCAUCGAUUACGCCGGAAAAAUCACCUCCCCGGAGAAGUGCAGCUACCCAGGGCCACCACCAGCCACUGCCACCUGCAUCCUGCAGCAGUGCUGA